AUGUCCUUCGGCGGUCUUCCGUACGCGCUUCGCUGCCACAUCUGGGCCUUGGCGGUGGAGCCUCGGCGCAUCACCGAUAUGCGCAUCCAUAAGAGCAAAGAAAAAUUCAGCAAAAAGGACCGCGAUAUGGGUAAAGACGUGCUCUACGAGACUUCGCCGACGCCGGCACCAGCGCUCAUGCAUGUCUGCCACGAGUCGCGUCAGCUUGCCCCGUACCGGCGGGCGUUCACCGCGGGUACCAAGCCGCGGUGGACAUGGGUCAACUUUGAACUGGACACUUUUGGCGUCACGAGUCUUUACGGUAUCCACGAGCUUGUGUCCCACCAGUCGGAAGUGCAGCGGCUCCAUGUUCGAACCGAUGAUGACUGGGACUGGUAUGAGUCGGCUACCAAUGGUGGGGCUCUAAAUGUUCUCCGCGACUUUGACAAGCUGCGAGAGAUGCAGAUCGUGCUGCAACCUGGCGACAUCAUGUGGGAGGAUGUGUAUACGGAAUGGGGCUUCGCAGGAUGUAAAAGCAGUGUAAAGUUUAUUGACGAAGGAAGUGGGCUUGUGCUCACUGGUCAACAAUUAAAGAUGGUCACGGACUGGAGGACAAUCUUCUCGUUUGACAAUGAGGGAAACCCGCCUGAGUCUGACCAACUCUCAGAUGAAAUACAAUGGGCUGCCGAUGAAGAUUCUCAUCUCACGCUGGCACAAAUCCGCGAGAUUUAA
Messenger RNA from Pestalotiopsis fici W106-1, 711 nucleotides. RefSeq lists its product as uncharacterized. The transcript has a single exon. Lineage: Eukaryota; Fungi; Ascomycota; Sordariomycetes; Amphisphaeriales; Sporocadaceae. The record is from RefSeq and is a predicted model, not a curated record. Bases 1 to 711 code for a protein of 236 amino acids.